This is a messenger RNA of Arabis nemorensis, 219 nucleotides long. The record is from the annotation of a GenBank genome assembly. NCBI's taxonomy places the organism in Eukaryota, Viridiplantae, Streptophyta, Magnoliopsida, Brassicales, Brassicaceae.
AUGGUGAUAAGCCUUGGAGCUAGGGUCUAUGUUCGAAAAAAGGUGGGAAAGGAGGUUAAACAUGAGCUGGAAGUUCCACUGGAAAAAAAGCUGAUAGUUAGUGUGAUCCACUGCGAGCCAUUUCCAUCAGUGCAGUUAUCCGAAUCCUGGGUAACAAAAUCAGAGCGAACCUUUCAGAGGACAAGUCUCAAGGCAGUGGCUUUCAAAAUUCUUGCUUAA